UCCAUGUUUGUAUGUUUGUUUGUAUGGUGUUUUAUACGUUACAUGGAACCGGUGGUUAUUCAGUAGUUAUUGUUUCGUGAUCAUACAAGCAAGACAACGAACUUUUUUGCAGUGAAGGGAAUUUUACGUUCCAAAGUAAAAUCUUUUCUUUUAUCAAUUGUGCUAUAAAUAUCGAGGAAUUUAUGUAGUUAAAUUAGCAUUUUACACUGUUCGUUUAAGAAACGAAUAAACGAAAAACUCACUCAAUUUUUAUAUUUUUUAAAAUUAUAUUUGUAGUAUUUGUAUGUGUAUGUUUUUAUAUUUGAUUUAUUUAUUUAUUUAUUUAUAAAAAAAAAUAAUGUCCUCGGAUUAUACCUGCCCCAAACGGUUAGACUUCCUCCUCAAGAUGCCGCCCAUCCCACGAGAGGCUUCACUCAAGCACGCAUGGAAUGCAGAAGACAGAUCGCUCAAUAUUUUUGUCAAGGAUGACAAAAUGACGUUCCAUCGACACCCUGUUGCCCAGAGUACAGAUGGUAUAAGAGGAAAAGUUAGUUAUACAAAAGGUCUCCAUUUAUGGGAAAUACACUGGUCUACUCGGCAACGGGGUACACACGCUAUUGUAGGGGUUGCCACUAAUGAAGCACCUUUACAUUCUCGGGGAUACCAGGGUUUGGUAGGCAGUAAUGACCAGUCAUGGGGCUGGGACCUAGGCCGAAAUAAGUUGUGUCACAAUACCAGGCAAGGCAACCCGGACAUUACUUAUCCUUCAUUAUUAAACAACAAUGAGACCUUCGUUGUCCCAGAUAAAUUUUAUGGUAAGUAGGUGGUUAUUAUUAUCC
Macrobrachium nipponense is the source of this 818-nucleotide messenger RNA. Its product is annotated as protein gustavus-like. The transcript has 3 exons. Gene Ontology annotation, biological process: proteasome-mediated ubiquitin-dependent protein catabolic process. The coding region runs from base 338 to 802 and encodes 154 amino acids. Gene Ontology annotation, molecular function: protein binding. Gene Ontology annotation, cellular component: SCF ubiquitin ligase complex. The record is from RefSeq and is a predicted model, not a curated record. Lineage: Eukaryota; Metazoa; Arthropoda; Malacostraca; Decapoda; Palaemonidae.